Messenger RNA from Hypoxylon fragiforme, 2544 nucleotides. RefSeq names its product RNA-binding domain-containing protein. The transcript has 3 exons. The coding region runs from base 1 to 2544 and encodes 847 amino acids. The record is from RefSeq and is a predicted model, not a curated record. Gene Ontology annotation, cellular component: cytosol. NCBI's taxonomy places the organism in Eukaryota, Fungi, Ascomycota, Sordariomycetes, Xylariales, Hypoxylaceae. Gene Ontology annotation, molecular function: mRNA binding.
AUGGAUUCAUCCCGAAUUUUUGUGAAAGGUCUGCCACCAAAUCUCAAUGAGGCCGACUUGCGAAAGCACUUCGCGUCCAAAGGUCAUAUCACAGACGUGAAGCUGAUACAACACCGAAGGAUUGGAUAUGUUGGUUACAAGACCUCCCAGGAGGCGGCAGAUGCUGUUAAAUAUUUCAAUCGCACCUUCGUACGCAUGUCCAGGAUAGGCGUCGAGUUCGCAAAACCUAUAUCAGAUCCUUCCUUGUAUCGGGCACAGCAUGGAGGAAGUCAGCCAGUGACUGCAGAGAUUCCCCGAAAUGUUACCAAGCAAUCUUCAGAAUCCGAAGCCAACACGGAAAAUGCGAAGAAGAGGAAACGAGAUGCGCUCGAUAAAUCUGACCCCAAGCUGCAAGAGUUUUUAAGUGUUAUGCAACCUAAGAUGGCACCGACAAGUCAGGUACACGGGAUAGCUAUAGAACCUACAGACGAGCCGCCGGCAAAAUUUGCAGCAGUACCUGUGGAUGAGGGAGCAUCUGAUGACGAGUAUGAAGUCGUGCCAGCCCGUCGAAGGAGGAGUCAGCCUCAAGAGAUUACGAAGCCCACUGUAACUAGUGGAGUCAGUGUUCAACCCGUCGAAGAAGUUGACAAACUUGAGGAACCUGCCAAGGAACAAGUCGUGCCCAGUGUUUCUACUCUGACUGAAACUGCACCUCCACCGGCUGCCACAGAUGAUGACUGGCUACGAUCACGGACGAAUAGGCUGCUUGAUCUAGUUGACGAUGAGGAUCCAAUUCCUAACCGGAUGCCGGCGGGUGAUCUUCCAUCUGUAUCGCCGCAGCAGGAACAGGAACCUGAGGUCGUUGAUGCAACCAUAGAUGAAGACCAUGCGAUGGAAGAUCAAACCCAGCAACCCGAGUCGGAUGAGCAGGACGAGCCGCUCGUAGACUCUAAAGAUGAUCCUCUGGAUUCAGUACGCAAGAAUAGGAGAUUAUUCGUGCGGAAUUUGCCAUUUUCCGCUACCGAGGACGAUCUCAGGUCGUACUUCCAACAGUAUGGUGACGUUGAAGAGGUUCACGUGCCAAUGCAAAACUCGGGCAAUAACCGCGGAAUCGGCUUUGUUUUAUUUACCAGUCAAGAUGACGCGACCAAAGCAUUCCAAGCAGAUCGUACCUCGUUUCAGGGCAGAAUUUUACAUGCCCUUCCAGCAUCGGCGAAACGGGACCAUAAUCUGGAUGACUUCACACUGUCCAAGUUGCCGUUGAAACAACAGAAUCUUAUCAAGAAGAGAGCUAAGGCGGCAGAGUCCAGAUUCAACUGGAAUUCACUCUAUAUGAACCAGGAUGCUGUGAACUCAUCAGUUGCCGAUCGUUUGGGAAUUUCAAAGUCCGAACUGCUGGACCCAACCAAUUCUGAUGCUGCUGUGAAGCAAGCCAUAGCCGAGACCUCAACAAUUCAAGACACUAAAGCCUAUCUGAUAGCUAAUGGUGUUGAUCUGGACGCUUUCAAGUCAGGGCCGCGGGGCGAUACCGCAAUCCUUGUAAAGAACUUCUCUUACGGCACUACGAUUGAAGAAUUAAGAACUCUCUUCGAAGAGCAUGGUCAGGUAUUGAAAGUGUUGAUGCCGCCCACGGGGACUAUAGCGAUUGUUCAAUUUGCACAAGCUCCCCAGGCUAAGGCUGCUUUCACGAAGCUAGCGUACCGCCGGUUUAAAGAGUCCAUCCUAUUCUUGGAAAAGGCACCCAAGAAUUUAUUCGUAGCUAAAGAACAGGAGGCGAUAAGCCAGGCUUCUACGGCCAAAGAGCCUAGUGGCGUACAGAAACUGUCUGUUUCAGAAUUACUGGAACAAGACAAUCAAGAACCUGUGGAGUCGAGUUCUCUAUUUGUUAAAAAUCUUCAUUGGGACACCACCACCGAAGAGCUUGCAAAUGAAUUCAAACACCUCGAAGGGUUUAGAUCUGCGCAAGUGAAAACAAAGAAAGACCCCAAGAAGCCCGGCCAAGUGCUUAGUAUGGGAUUUGGAUUUGUCUCUUUUGCCAACAAAGCGACAGCUGAGGCCGCCUCCAAGGUCAUGGAUAAUUACGUCCUUCGGGGACACACACUUCAAGUUAGAGCUUCGCACCGUGGGCGUGAUGCAGCGGAGGAACGAAGAAAGGAAGAUAAUGCCAAGAAGACAGCAGGCCAGGGAACAAAGAUCAUAAUCAAGAACAUCCCCUUCCAAACCAAUAAGCAGGACAUCCGAACGCUUCUAGGCGCAUACGGGCAGCUCAAAUCAGUCCGUGUCCCCAAGAAGUUCAACUCGACGAGCAAAGGUUUUGCCUUUGCCGAGUUUGUGUCGUCGAAAGAGGCCGAGUCGGCAAUGCUGGCCCUACAAGACACGCACUUAUUAGGACGCAGACUUAUCCUUGAGUACGCAGAGGCAGAGACGAUUGAUCCGGAAGAGGAAAUCGCGAAAAUGCAGAAGAAGGUAGGCGGUCAAGCCAACAAAGUAGCCCUGCAACAACUCACAGGGGGGAGCCGCAAAAGGGUAACCCUUGGAGGUGAUGAGGAGGAAGGGGAGUUUUAA